Messenger RNA from Sinocyclocheilus rhinocerous, 2066 nucleotides. RefSeq names its product syntaxin-binding protein 6-like. The transcript has 6 exons. Lineage: Eukaryota; Metazoa; Chordata; Actinopteri; Cypriniformes; Cyprinidae. The record is from RefSeq and is a predicted model, not a curated record. Gene Ontology annotation, biological process: Golgi to plasma membrane transport; exocytosis; regulation of SNARE complex assembly. Gene Ontology annotation, cellular component: plasma membrane; exocyst. Gene Ontology annotation, molecular function: phosphatidylinositol-4,5-bisphosphate binding. Bases 306 to 938 code for a protein of 210 amino acids.
CUUCUGCUUUUAAGGAAGUGAAGCGCAGCAGGUAAAGCGUCGCGUCGCGUGAGCGUGUUCCGAUAAAAACCGCAGCGCGUCUGAUCCUCGUCAGUCACAUUUCCACGCAGUCCAGCAGCUGCGGUGUGUGCUGUCGAGGCAGUGCGCACUACAGAGUGAACACUAACCACUGCAGAGCUCUGACAGGAGAAGCGCGGGUUCAAACUUGCGCAGCGGCACAGACGGAAGACUGAAGAGAGCAUAACGCUGAACACAGUGAACGUUCAGAGACCCCUGCUGUCACCCAGCCUGUGCCAUCGGCUACAAUGAAUGCCAAAUCGGCCCUCAACAAGGCGAUCUUUAUUCCCAACGAUGAGAGGCUGCUGGCAGCCGUGCAGGUGAAGAGGAGAACGAAGAAAAAGAUCCCGUUUUUAGCUACCGGAGGACCUGGUGACUACACCACAUUCAUUUGCUUAUCAGUGACCAAUAAGAAGCCAGCGCAGGUGUUCCUCACGAAGGUGAAGCAGUUUGAAGGCUCCUCGUCUUUCGUCAGGAGAUCACAGUGGACCAUCAGUCAGCUGCGGCAGGUCAACGGCAUCGACUCCGUCCGAGAUUGCCCAGAGUUUGAUUUGAUAUUUGAGAACGGAUUCGACCAGUGGACUGCGGGUUCAGCUGGAGAGAAGUGUGUGUUUGUCCAGGUCCUGCAUCACACAUGUCAGCGAUUCAUCCCCGAAAGAAAACCAGAGUUCAUCAACUGCCCCUCCAAACUGCUGGGAGGGAACAGCAUCCUGCACGAGGCAGCAGACAGCGUUAGCAGCGCGGUGCAGAAGGCCAGUCAGGCACUGAACGAGCGUGGCGAGAGACUGGGACGCGUCGAGGAGAAGACGGGCGAGAUGAUGAACAGCGCCCAGCAUUUUGCCGACACUGCACACAAGCUUGCCAUGAAGCACAAGUGUUAGGCCACCUUUGCCAUGCUUUUGGAGAAUCUGGUACAAAUUCCUCACCCCUGCUUAACCUCUGCUGUCAGAGAGCGUUACGGGACGUGCAUGAAUAUCAUAUGAAGGACAGUGUGUAUCAACAUGGCUGAGGCCAUGGAUGGGAUACUUGGUCAUUGCAAGCUUAAACAAAGCCUUACUCCUGUGUCCUCACUCUGACAGACCUUAAUUAUCAUUUCAGAAGAUUCAUACAAAGAUGUAAAAUAGUUUCAAGGUUCAAAUGCCUGCUGAUAUAUGAUAUCCCUUCUUUUUUGUUUGCUUGAUUGUUUUAACCUAUUUAGUGUUUGAUAAGUGCCAUCGUGAAAGAAUUUUAGUGCGAUUAUUAGAAAUGUAUGUAUUUUUUUGUAAAAAUCCAUCUAAAGGGUUUGAAAAAAUAGCUUAUUCUAUUUUAGCAUAAUUGUUUUUUUUGUUUUGUUUUUUGCACACACACACAAAAAAAAAAGAAGUAUUUUGCUGAUUUAUUUUUUAUUACUAAUUACAUUAAUAUUACUAUUAAUGGUGCAGUGACCCACAUUUUAAAUAGUGUAGUUCAUCUUAAAUUUUGUGUUGGAAAAUCUACACAGAAGUGCCCUGAGAAAAGACAAGAUUCACACCCUGAGAUGUUACGCUGCAGUUCAGGAAGGGCUGUGUCUUAACUGGAUGUGUGGGAUGUGUAAGUUCACGUACAGUGAAAGAAUGAGAGGAGACGGUGAGGCGAUGCAGCUGCAGCAGUGGGCCAGUCAAAGAAAAUAUCACAUGGCUAUGGUUAAACUAGACUACAAGUGUAGCGUUCAUUUUUAAACCGAGCGAUUUCUGUGUACCUUCAAGUACCAAACGUCUUUGCAGUGGUUUGAUAGCUGUUUGAUUUUAUUUCUUUAUUUUCCCGUACAGCUCACAAUACAGAUCUGGAACCAGCCAGAGCUACUACAGAAACAUGCACUCACACUGCAAAUAUGUACAAUAUAAACUGACAGUCUUAUGGAAUAUUGCAGGUCUCUGAGGAGCAUAAAAAAUUAGCUCUUUUCUUCUCAAACUUUACUAAAAAUAUAUGCAGCUAUUAAAAUAACAUGAAACAUGUAACAUGAAUGUUUACACAUAACAGAUUGUGUAUUG